This is a messenger RNA of Haliotis rubra (blacklip abalone), 2009 nucleotides long. RefSeq lists its product as uncharacterized. Gene Ontology annotation, cellular component: membrane. Gene Ontology annotation, biological process: metal ion transport; cell communication. NCBI's taxonomy places the organism in Eukaryota, Metazoa, Mollusca, Gastropoda, Lepetellida, Haliotidae. The record is from RefSeq and is a predicted model, not a curated record. Bases 3 to 1997 code for a protein of 664 amino acids. The transcript has 14 exons.
UAAUGGUGACACCGGACCCUGCAGCAGUGGACGAGACCGCGGGCUCUAUCGUUCUCACUGUUACCAACACAAUGUUGCCUACUUCCGGCUUAUGGGGCUUCACUUACGCAACGGCUGACGACACAGCAAGUGGAUCCGACUACACAGCAAUCUCUGCAACGCCAGCGCAAGUUCAAUUUGACCAAAGCACCUUUAACAUUACGAUCCCCAUUUUGGAUGACACAGAGCUCGACCCUGGAGAGACGUUCCUGGUCAAACUAACAAGCUUCUUACAGGGUGAACCUGACAUGAAUGUGAAAGUCACCAUAAUCGACGAUGAACGUGCACCGGUGCAGUUGAAGCAGCCUGCUGACAUUGCAAUCAAUGAGAACGCUUCCAACAACAUAACUCUGACACUUGAGAGGAACGACACCUCCACCCACAGCUUCACACUCCAGUUGCACAUCAUCGCUGGUACUGCCGAUGCCGGGACGGACUUUGCACAUUUCGGACUGUGGUUAAAUAUCACAUUUGCUGAAAACGUAACGAGAGUAACAACUACACUGGCCUCUGUCAUCAGUGACUUGCUGCAGGAACCCACAGAAGUGUUUACCAUUUUCAUCACCGGCACAGAGAUCACCAACAACAUCACUGUGGCCGUCACCAUCAGCGACAACGAUGCUCCAGAUUCCUUCCACUGUGGUAGGGGUAAGAGUCAACCCUGCCUCAACAGCGGCACCUGCAACAACGACGGCUGCCUCCCCAACACUGGCUUCUGCAACUGUUCUUCGGGGUUCGAGGGAGUGAACUGUGGAAUUGAAACGUCGACGAAAACCACGAACUGCAGUCCAGCGUGUGUGAAUGGAACAUGUGUGGAGGGCACGUGCAUCUGUGAUCCAGGUUUUGCAGGGGACAUUUGCGAUAAACCUGCAUAUUUUCACCAGUGCAAUCCUGCUAACUUCAGUGUCUGUAUCACGCCUUUAUCCGUCAACACUUUUGGCGGGGAUAUAUAUGUACACAACUUCAAGAACGUCUCCGCAUGCAACUUAACUCUGGCUCCGACUGUAGCCGACCCUAGCGACGGCAUCGUGGAUUGGUGCAAGGGAUAUGCCGCCGUCAUACCCUACAACGGCACCUGCGGUGAACUCGGACCGUCUUUUAGUGGCAACGUGACCUCCUAUGUACUCCAGUUGUUUGUGCAAUACACCAGAGAUCUCAGGCAGUGCACUGAUGAGAAGGUCACCUUCACCUGUGAGUUUAACAACAACUCCCUCGAAGUCAACUACAACAUCGGCGUUGAAGACCAGUCGGGCAGCAACGAUGUCACGUCUUUCCAGGGUGGGACAAGCCAACUUGUCCCCGCCAAUAUGGACGCCACAGCCAAAGAUGGAAAUCCACUCCCUUCCAUUCUAGCAUUGGGAACUGAUGUCAAAAUAACCUUGUCCGUUCAAAAUGUACCUGGACAGGCUGGUAUCAUCAUCCACUCCAUCACCGUCCAGAACAACAGAGCAGGGUUGGACAAGAGAUCUCUUUCUCUGUACAAUUAUGGGUGCGCCCCUCAAGUUUACAAGGCCAUCCUCAUCGAGCCCCCCUACUUCUCCCCAGCCGGACAGAAACACACAAUCUGCUUCAUCCUGAGGCUUUUUGUGUUUGAACAUGACAUGAGUCUGUCCAACCCUGUUCUGGUCCUAAAAGUCCGAUUUAGAGUCUUCAGUAAUGCAGCUUCAACUGUUAUGCCGGUGUGUAGCGGCCGAAGGAAACGACAGGCUGAAGAAGGAGAUCUCACCUUGUCAAGAACUUUCAAAGUCACUAUUGAAGAAAAUGGCGUCCAAACAGUCGUGAAAGGAGAGAUCAGCACUGGUGGCUCCAGAACAUGGAUGGUUCCAGCCGUGGUUGGCAUUGGAUGCGUCGCAAUCGCUGUUACCGUCAUUGCCAUCUUCUUGGGCGUCAUCAUCACCAGACGAAGGAGAAGGUCGAAUAUGAAACAAACUGACGACAAGUCUUAUUAUACACAUUAAGACUCCAAUUUU